Molecule: messenger RNA, 4181 nt
Organism: Amoebophrya sp. A25
Lineage: Eukaryota; Dinophyceae; Syndiniales; Amoebophryaceae
Source: the annotation of a GenBank genome assembly
AUGCUGGAGUUAGGCUUUACAGGCACGCGGAAAACGGUGACGGAUCAUGGGAUCCUAUUUCGACGUGUGGGUGAUCUAGGCCACUUCCUGAUGCAGACGGAUAUGUACCCUAGUUGCGUGUCCUUGGGGGCUUUUGUUAUGUAGUUGUCCUUGGUAUAACUAAGUAAGCAUUGAUCUUGAUGUUGAUUCGACUUCGACGAUUCCUCCUCUAACCCCUGUUGCACCAACAAGCUUCAAAUUGCGCAAAGCAGCUGGUAUCGGCGUCUGCAGACCGUGACGUUUGAAAACUUGUACUGGAUAUAUCCAGUCGAUCCUCUAGUCUCGUUUCCACCAGACACCACGAAUUCGAUUCCGAUGGACGAAUGGAAAUACUUCCGCUACAUCAUGUCAAGAAAUGCUUCUGAGAGUGUUUCUGUUAAGGCUACGUAGCAAGAGUCGUAAGAAUCCUGUUGAAUGCGUUAUAAUAUUGGGACGUAAAAAUUUGAAAGAAAUGUCACCAAGGAUGGUGCGACCAAGAAUGCAAAUCAUAUGGCACAACUAGAUCUAAUCCUCCUGCCUCAUCACCAGCUACGAACAUAGUAUCGACGUCAGAGUCAGACGAAUUACGUGCAGACGAAUGGCGUAUGGCUUACGAGGAGUGUCAUGCUGCAGGUUUACACGGAGACUACUGUGCAGACACGCCACUGUGGGGACCAGUGACACCUUCUUCUUCGGCAAGUACGACGAGUACAAGUUGUUUGUGCUCUGCCCCCACGCCACCUAGUAGUGCGGGAAGUUCAUCAAUAACAGGCGGCAAUCUACCAAAUGCCUCCACCAACGCCUCUUCUUUACUUAGCGGAACAAAUACCACAACCACAACCGUAACUGUCACAGCACCAGUUUUUCCUAGUCACGUUGAAGGUUGCCUGUCUGAAUAUGCGAUCAAGGACCCCUACUUGUACUUGCACUACACCAACACGAACCAUGGACCCAAAAACAAACAACCUAAGGAACAAAUUCUAGCAAUCACACCUCCGGAGACCUGCUACACGGGUGACGCAAGACCUGAGGCAAAGUGGGAAAAGGGUGAGAUCAAUCGAGAGCGGGCGUUUUUGCAGUCUCAUAAAUGGCAAAGGAAAUUAUGGUGAAGGAGGUUGGUAUGUUGUUCAUUUUAGUUUUUGAAGUUGCUUGUGCUUGAUAUUGAUGUGAUGAUUGUUGUUAUUUGCACGUUGUCUUUCACCUGCUGGGUUGUAAAACCCUACGACGUACUAGAUAGAACCCAAGAUGAUGAAAAAUUUCGCAUAGUAAGUACCAUCUUCUAACUCCCUUCUUCUACCAAUGGAGCAGUGACGGGGCAGAAAUCGUUUCUUCUAGCGACACGCAGGUCACACUCGAUUCAAAGGUGUUCCAUUUUGCGCCAGUAAUGCCUCUGACCUUCAAGUUAGAAUUUCCGAAGACACCACCAGAUCCUGCGACAGCAUUGCUGAACCAAGCCAACAUGCUAGUAACGCACCUCGUCGGUCGCAUCAGCGUGGAUUUGGAAGCCUGUCGUAGAUUUCUGAGGGAUCCGUAUGUCGGCGAACAAGUGGAUGCGCGUGUGAGCAACUUUGCGCUGUUCUUGGUGAGUAAGAAGUAUGGCUCCUGGAGGAGUUGUAAUUCAUCCGAUUUUCUUGUUCUUGCAUCUUCGAAAUCGAAUGCAGCUCCUGCUGGUGGGAUCUUGUAACUACUUCUGUCUUUUCAAAAGAGUAGACAACUCGUUGUUCAAGUUCUGUAAAAUCCUAGCAACGUCCAAUGAUCCUUAUACAAACCUCCUCUUCUAAUCAUCCGGGCAAAUUAUUUGCGCCAAAGAGAAAAUGGAUCAGGUGAGGCUGACAGAGACACCUCCCGGCGACACAACGCAGCAUGCAGCAGCUGGCGCCCCAACGAGCGGCUCCUUGGCCUAUCAACAACAACGAAGUCCUCAGAAAACUGGCGCCCGUCUGAGUAUCAAGAGCAUAUGGGAGGUGGCUCACGAGGAAAUUAGCAGCUUCUUUUCAGCAGACAGAUGGCGCAAACUAGUAGCGAGAUUAGAAAAAGCAAGCUUGUCCAGGAUUCCAAGGUUUGAUGUACAGGAGUCUGCGGCAGCAUCGUCAACCAUAAGUCGACAACAAACGGGACUAGGAUCGACGACAGCAAAUACAUACAACGUGGACAACGUAGGCAUUGUGUACAAGACCGCCUCUUCGGCUGAUGAAGCAUCCUCAUCCACCAAUACCAACUCCGACAGCUCUGGAACCAACACAGUCUCUCGCGGCACUCAUGGCACCGUAUCCAUUGCCGGCACUUACUUUACCCUAGACAAUGCAGUGAAGAACCCUGAUGCCGAAUCUGCGGAUGAGGAUGACGCCAGUGUGAAUGCCUAUGAGGCAUUGCGGGAGGAUAUAGAGACUGAACAGCUUUUACCCGAGACUGGUGAAAUGUGGGUUCGCCGCAUAUCGCAUCCACGAUUCGCGGACUUCUACAUCGUCAGUUACAUGGAUGCAGACAGCUUCAUCGACUCCGGUGCAUCGUCGGUUUUCUUGAUGCUGAUAUUAUGGUUGGAGGUCGAUCAUCAUGUGGUCGUGUAAUCAUCAUGGUGAAGGAAUUUAGCCCGCUCAUCAUGUAGUCGUGUAAUCAUCAUGGUGAAGGAAUUUAGCCCGCUCAUCAUGUGGUCGUGUAAUCAUCAUGGUGAAGGAAUUUAGCCCGCUCAUCAUGUGGUCGUGUAGUCAUCAUGGUGAAGGAAUUUAGCCCGCUCAUUAUGUGGUCGUGUAAUCAUCAUGGUGAAGGAAUAUUCUACUUAGCCUGCCAUUAGUGGGCGGAUAGUACUUAUAGUCCUCGUACUAUUCGCCUUGCACCAAGAAAGCAACUAGAAAAGUUGGCACCAAAGCAACUGUGCCGAAAAGUUCUAUUUCUAACAGGAGUGCUCGGCAUCGCACCCAUCUUUCUUAUCCUGCUAGUCGUUGCUUUGUUCGCCAUCCGAGACCAGGCGAUCUUGAUGCGGGCUCGUGGCCGGGACAAGGCAUUGGCAGAAGCAAAGGAGACGCUAGAGUUAAGGCUCAACUUUCAGAUUAGAGUCACCAUUUAGAUUGGAGUCACCACUUCUGAGAUGGAAGAGGCGACCCCUUCUUGAGAGAACCAACAGGGGAAACAAAUGAAGGGAAACCUUGAGAGGGAAAAGGGGAGAAGGGAAAAGGGAAAGGCGAGAGCCUUGGGUGGAGUGGGUCUCUUCCGUUCAGAGUCAGUGACCGUUGAGUGCUGAGCUUUAAUAAAGGCCGUCAGUGCGGCAAUCGGACGCAGGAAGGGAGCAGGGCUACCACAGAAUGAAACGGAUGGAGCCCAGAUACCUGAUCCGGAUUCUUGAUUAUCAAGAUUUUUGUUUCUAGGAGAAUGUUAUGCUUAUGAGGUGGAUCUUUACCUCUAGCUCUAGUAGAUGAUAGCCUGAAUGUAAGGUCUAGUGAAUGAUGUUACCUUUCGCUCUAAUGUAUGAAUGUUGUAAAAAGGUCUAGUGGAUGACUACUUACCAAAACCAAUAUGUUACCUUUAGCUCUAGAUAAUGAUCCGAUCAGGCUACCUUAAUGUUAUGAGGUGGAUCAGGCUAUCUUUAGGCGGAUCUUGCCUAAGAACAAUGGAUGACCCACAUUUUUUAGGAGGAUGUUAUGCUGGGUAACUACACAAAAUAUACCGACGAAAAAACGUUCCUAGAUGAUUAAUUUGCACAGGAGGACCAGAAACAGAUAGAGUUAGAGAGGCUUCAUUGCCGUUAUUAAAUUUGGAUCGAAAUAAUAACUACAACUUCGUGGGCUGCUGAAUUUCAAAUGAACAGGAGUGUCAAUCGAAUAGUGAUACAUCGAGAAAGUACUCUCGACUGCAAGGUUUUGAUAUGAAAGUCAGCCUCGUGCCGUGAACUAACAAGGUAAAAUGAAUGAAAGUGACGUAGAGGACGACGUAGUUAAUGUUAGAGUAUUUGUAUUAGGACCAAGAAGAGUAUGAUCUGGUUUCCCGCGAACAACAACAUUAACGUACAUGAUAGUCAUCUUGAACUAUUGAACGUGAACAAGGAUCGUCCACUCUCACAGAGCUUCUCUUCAGUUUCUGAUCGAUCCAAGUCUCUGCCACUGAAUAUCGACCUACCCAGAUUCACCUCGUGCUGAAUUAUUAUGUCUACCGCUUCCCGAAGGAAAUUG